Molecule: messenger RNA, 1675 nt
Organism: Leptopilina boulardi
Lineage: Eukaryota; Metazoa; Arthropoda; Insecta; Hymenoptera; Figitidae
Product: DDB1- and CUL4-associated factor 13
Exons: 7
Coding region: 97-1440 (447 amino acids)
Biological process (GO): maturation of SSU-rRNA from tricistronic rRNA transcript (SSU-rRNA, 5.8S rRNA, LSU-rRNA)
Cellular component (GO): nucleolus; small-subunit processome
Molecular function (GO): protein binding
Source: RefSeq, a predicted model, not a curated record
ACGAGAAGUUUUAAAACUACGAUUUUCCUCUCCAACCUCUCCAGUUGUCUGAUAGAGUUUAAUUAUCCACGUGCUGAAUAAAAAAACAAUGCAGUAAUGAAGGUUAAAACAUUAACAAGAAAUCCUGAUUUUUAUAUAAGGGAAACAAAACGUGAUAUUCAUAAAGUUAACAGGAAUUAUGAUCCUUCGUUACAUUUAUUUCAACAUGAAAGAGAAUACACGAGAGCACUUAAUUCAGUGAAAUUGGAACGAGUAUUUGCUAAACCUUUCAUAGGCAAUUUAAAUGGCCAUAAAGAUUCAGUAUCAUCUUUAUGUAAACAUCCAAUUCAUUUAUCAAUUUUAAUAAGCGGCGCAUACGAUGGUGAAGUACGUGUAUGGAAUUUACCAACACGUGAGUGUACACGUUCAUUUUUAGCUCACGAUGGAAUUGUUCGUGGAAUAACACAAACUACUACUGAGGAUCAUUUUAUAACGAUAGGCGAUGAUAAAAUUAUUAAAACAUGGAAUUUAGAAAAUAAUUCCAACAAUGAAGACGAGGGAACAACACCAAUUAAUACCGUUCUAAGUGAAACAGUAUUAACUUCUAUAUCACAUCAUCGUAUAAAAAAUCAAUUUGCAACUUGCGGUGAAGUGUGUCAUCUUUGGGAUUCAAGUAAAAGUAAACCGAUUAAAACUUUUAAAUGGGGUGUAGACAGUUUACAUGAUGUUAAAUUUAAUCCUGUUCAAACAAAUUUAAUGGCUGUCUGCUCAUCUGAUCGAGGUAUAAUUUUAUAUGAUACAAGAGAAAAAGGACCAUUACGUAAAGUAAUUAUGUCGUUGCGUUCGAAUAAACUUUGUUGGAAUCCAAUGGAGGCAUUUACAUUUACAUGUGCUAAUGAAGAUUACAAUUUAUACACAUUUGACAUGAGAAAUUUGAAAACACCAGUAAAUGUACACAUGGAUCAUGUUGAAGCCGUGAUGGAUGUUGAUUAUAGUCCAACUGGAAAAGAAAUUGUUUCAGGAAGUUAUGAUAAAUCAAUUCGUAUUUUUGAAGUGAAUAAAGGCCGAUCGAGAGAAGUUUAUCAUACAAAACGUAUGCAAAGACUUUCAAAUAUUGCAUGGUCUCUUGAUAAUAAAUACAUAUUAAGUGGAAGUGACGAAAUGAAUAUUCGAGUUUGGAAGGCUCGAUCAUCAGAGAAAUUAGGAGUGUUAAAACCAAGAGAGAAAUUAUCAUUGCAAUAUAGUGAAACUCUUAAGGCUAAAUAUAUAUCACAUCCUCAAAUACGACGAAUCGCUCGUCAUAGACAAGUGCCAAAACACAUUUACAAUGCACAAGCUGAGGUUCGAAAAUCUCGAGAAAAAAUUGCACGCAAGGAUUCUAAUAGAAGAGUUCACUCGAAGAAAGGUAAAGUACCAUUUGUGGCAGAACGACAAAAACACAUGGUUAAAGAAGAAGAAUAAAUCAAAAGUGUUUCCAUUUGAGAAGUGUAAAAUUCUCAUUGUUAGAUAUUGUAAAAAUAUGACAUAUGUAGUAGAUAUUUUCCUUUAUAUUAUCUACAACAAUAACAACAAGAGUGAUAUUUGAAAAAAAAUUAGGUAUAAAUUUUUGAAAAAUUAUUGUCAUAUUAAUUGAGAAAGAUAUAUUUUUGUCUACAGAAAUUUACUUUGUCAAAUAAAUAAGUUAUAUAUUAAAUAA